ACAGUGGGAGGAGAUCCGCUCAGUCUGAGGUGCGUCUCUACAAACUACACACACCACAUUUCCACCCUGAAGAAGUCUGCACGACACACAGGGAGCUGUAUCUGGAUAGAUCCUGUCUUUUUCCACAAACUGUUAUGGAUGUUUUACUGGACACCCUCAGACAGAGAGAACUCAAGUCCCUUCUGCUCCUGUAUCUCUUUGUCGGCAAUGUUGCAGCUUACUGCCCGAAACCUGAAAGUGGAGAUGGUAUCAUUCUCUCUUAUGAAGCCCUCCUAAAAAAUGAUUUCCCAGAGGGUUCCGAAGUCACACUGGAGUGUGGCAAUGGAUAUGAAAAACAAAGUGGCUCUGGGAUCAUAAACUGCAUUGAUAAGAAGUGGACUGAUCCAGAUCUCGUCUGCAAGAAGAAGGACUGUGGUCCCCCUAAAGCACAGCCACACAUGUACUUUGAUACCAGCGGGGGUACUCUGUUUGGUUCAUUAAUCAAAGUAAUGUGUGAAGAAGGUUACCAGAUUAGUGGAAUGAACUACAAAAAAUGCUAUUCACCAGGGUGGUUUGGAAAGUCAACAUGUGACAUUGUGACUUGUAAAAAACCGAUUGAAGUGGAAAAUGGAAAAAAUUCUUGGAAUGCUGACGGCAAACCAGAAUAUGGACAAAUGAUAAAUUUUACAUGUAGCGAGGGAUACGUCAUGCUUGGGAGUCGAAGCAUUUUGUGCACCAAAACCGGCGAAUAUGAUCCUCUUCCUCCACAAUGCAUCGACACAUCCACUGCCAAAGUUUUCACCGCCACACCCACUUCUCACAGAGCCAUAACUGUUACAGCCAGGGUAUCCACGAAUAUCUCAACCAAAGAACAAGAUUACAGAUUAUCAGAAAAUAAAACUGCUCCAACCAGUGUACUGUCAUCUACAGCCACUCCAUUAAAAGACCAGAAUAUUGAGAAUAUAAAUAUAAAUAAGAAUAAAGGAAAUGCAGCUGUUAUAAUCAGUGUAAUAGUUGUCACGUUAGUUGUCUGCAUAGUUGCAUUUAUUUUAAACAAGUUUCUCAUGAGAAGAAAAGGCUCAUAUGACACUGGAGAAGACCUGAAGCCGGAGUUAUUACAGUUCCAAACUCUUUAAGUGUCCUUCUUCAUUCAGCUUGGUUGGAACCAGACCCAUCUUUUAGGGCAUCUAUCACGGAUGAAGGACUGCCAGACUCUGAGUGCCUUACCAAGCCAUGGACAAAACAAGAGGCUCUAUUUUAUAACUUGUUUAUAAUAAUUUUUAUUCAGUCUGAAUAAUUGUAAAUACUUAAACGAUUUUUUUAAUACUUAUACACUACUGGUCAAAGGUUUUACAACACCUUUCUCAUUUAAUGCUUUUCUUUAUAUUUAUGACUCACUGAAGGCAUCAAUACAGUUAAUAAAAACAUAUGCAAUUAUGUAGC
This is a messenger RNA of Girardinichthys multiradiatus, 1422 nucleotides long. Its product is annotated as complement decay-accelerating factor, GPI-anchored-like. The coding region runs from base 135 to 1115 and encodes 326 amino acids. NCBI's taxonomy places the organism in Eukaryota, Metazoa, Chordata, Actinopteri, Cyprinodontiformes, Goodeidae. The transcript has 12 exons. The record is from RefSeq and is a predicted model, not a curated record.